AUGGUCUCCUUGUGGCCCUGGAGGGCCAACGACUCCUCCCCCGCCUCUUUUGAGAAGACGCUUUCCGCUCUUUCGGCGAAGAUCACCGACACCCAGGCGAGGCUCGAUGGCGCGCGCGCCACCUCCCGUCGCAUCAGGGUGCUGUGGUCGCUGUACCUCGCCUUCGCAUACCUCGUCUACUCGAUCGUCAUCUUCCUCGUGGUGGGAAUGAACAGCAUGGGCAUUUGGGAAUGGACUGGCGUCGCUGGAGGUCCGGUUCUAAUCUACCUUACGCGAACCACCGUCACUGCCCUCUUCAAUUACCGCAUCGAUUCGCUGUCUGUCCGCCUCAAGGAGCAGCAGGCCGAGCGUGCAAAGACCAUCCAGAAGCUCAAGGAAGCCACCAGGUACGACACCACCUUGGAGCUCCUUGAAAAGUAUGGCGGCGGCGAGGGCAAGGGCAAGGGCAGGAAGCAGAGCGCCGGCGAUGAGGACAAGAAGCAGCGGCAGCAGCAGCAGCAACAGGGAGGCGGUCAUAACAAGAGCGCCCCGGGUGGCCGCACGAACAUGCCCCCUCCGCCCACCGCCAACAUCCAGCGACGGGACGGUCCUUUCCCCGGCCAGGGUUCGCCUCCGCCCGGUUUCCCGGGUGGGCAACGCCCGCCCCAACCUCCGAACGGUCUCGAGCCCACGGAAGAGUUUGCCCCGAACGCAUAUGCCCACCCGCCGCCCCCGCCGAUGCAGUCGCAGCACUUUGCGCAGGCCGAUGGCAUGCCUGGCUCGUCGCACUGGUACGACCGCAUCAUGGACCUUCUCCUCGGCGAGGACGAGACCGCGUCCAAGAACAGGAUCGCCCUCAUCUGCAAGAACUGCCGGUUGGUCAACGGCCAGGCCCCACCGGGCACGAAAGCCCUGUCGGAAAUCGGUACGUGGAAGUGCAUGGGCUGCGGGGCCACGAACGGUGAGAUGGACGAAGGCAAGCGCAUUAUGCAGGAGGUCCUGGGCUCGCGGGCAGGCGGCGACGAAGUGCCCACGGGCGAGGAGUUCAAGGAGUCGGAUAGUGAUGAUUCCGACGCGGCGAUCAAGGAGGAAGACGGCGACCAACCCAACGGCGCGAAGGCGACGGGCCGACAGGGGCCUGCGGCGGGAACGAAGAAACGCAAGGGCAAGGGCGGGAAGUAG
Messenger RNA from Colletotrichum spaethianum, 1161 nucleotides. Its product is annotated as endoplasmic reticulum junction formation protein lunapark. Gene Ontology annotation, cellular component: endoplasmic reticulum tubular network. The transcript has 3 exons. NCBI's taxonomy places the organism in Eukaryota, Fungi, Ascomycota, Sordariomycetes, Glomerellales, Glomerellaceae. The record is from RefSeq and is a predicted model, not a curated record. Gene Ontology annotation, biological process: endoplasmic reticulum tubular network organization. The coding region runs from base 1 to 1161 and encodes 386 amino acids.